Messenger RNA from Colletotrichum fioriniae, 609 nucleotides. RefSeq lists its product as uncharacterized. The record is from RefSeq and is a predicted model, not a curated record. Gene Ontology annotation, molecular function: glycosyltransferase activity. Lineage: Eukaryota; Fungi; Ascomycota; Sordariomycetes; Glomerellales; Glomerellaceae.
AUGCUUGUGCGUAAGAACAUGGACGAGCUGAUGCUGCUGCCCCUGAAUCCCGCCGGCACCACUAUCAAUACCGGCACAAAGGUCUUCGCCGCCGGUCACGCUUGCACCUGCAACCCUCUUAAGAAGCCUCACUACCCAGCGAGCUGGGUACCGGCCAACUGUCCGUUCACAUCUCAUCAUGCCGAUCCUGAUGCAGCCCAGACCAACGGCAAGGAUCUCACUCAGCAGCCACUUGGUCUCCUGAAUAGCGGUCUUCUCGUCGUGGUCCCUUCUGAAGGCCAGUACAAUGCGAUAUUGGACUGUGUCAAGAACGCACCUGCGGAGUGGGUGUUCCCUGACCAGGACCUCCUCGCCAAUCUGUUUCGUGGACGAUGGGUCGGGUUACCGUACGUUUAUAACGCGCUGAAGACACUGAGAUGGGACGGAGUGCACGAUUCUAUUUGGAGGGACGAUGAAGUUAAGAAUAUUCACUAUAUCCUUAGCCCUAAGCCUUGGGCUGAUCAUGAAGGCGAUACAUCGGAUCACGACGAGUCUCAUCAGUGGUGGUGGGCGGCGGACAAAGAACGCAGGGCACGUGAGGAAGCCAGUGGGAUUGCUGACGGAUACUAA